Molecule: messenger RNA, 747 nt
Organism: Helobdella robusta
Lineage: Eukaryota; Metazoa; Annelida; Clitellata; Rhynchobdellida; Glossiphoniidae
Exons: 2
Coding region: 1-747 (248 amino acids)
Biological process (GO): regulation of transcription by RNA polymerase II
Cellular component (GO): MOZ/MORF histone acetyltransferase complex
Source: RefSeq, a predicted model, not a curated record
AUGUCCAUUGAAAAUGAUUACCGUAUUUUAGAGGAUUACGUCCUGCCACCAAGGGCUCCCUUGCAAACAGACCAAUAUUACAAAUAUGUGAAACCCACAUUGGAAGAAUUGGAUGCCAAGUUGGAGUAUGAUAUGGAUGAAGAGGAUUUUGCCUGGUUAGAACUCAUGAAUGAACAAAGAACAAAAUCAGGGCUAUCAUUUGUAUCGUAUGACACAUUUGAAGCACUGAUGGACCGAUUUGAAAAGGAAUGCUUUUUUCAUUGCAUGAGUAAAAACUUCAAACCAUUGCCUCCAGAGUUGGAGCAUCAAGCUGACUGUGCAAUAUGUCUUGAUGGUUCAAGCAAUGAAGAAAAUGCCAUUUUGUUCUGUGACAUGUGCAGUCUUUCUGUGCACCAAAGAUGUUAUGGGGUAGUCAGGGUGCCUGAUGAAAUAUGGCUUUGUAAGAGAUGUCUUCACUCACCUGCAGCUGCAGCAAAUUGUUGUUUGUGUCCUUGCAAGUCAGGAGCUUUGAAAAGGGCGCUAGAUGGCAGAUGGGCUCAUGUCACUUGCACUUUCUGGAUCCCUGAAGUAAGUUUUGGAGAUGAAACAACCAGAGAACCCAUUAUGGGGAUUGAAUUAGUUUCAUCUGCUAGAUGGAAGUUGGUAUGUUACAUUUGCAGUCAAAAAAACAAAGGGGCCUGUCUGCAAUGCCAAUAUUCUAAUUGCAAUGUAGCUUAUCAUGCAACCUGUGCUCAAUUAGUUGGUUAG